Dermochelys coriacea (leatherback sea turtle) is the source of this 1199-nucleotide messenger RNA. RefSeq names its product sclerostin (gene SOST). Gene Ontology annotation, molecular function: BMP binding. Lineage: Eukaryota; Metazoa; Chordata; Testudines; Dermochelyidae. The coding region runs from base 68 to 709 and encodes 213 amino acids. The record is from RefSeq and is a predicted model, not a curated record. Gene Ontology annotation, biological process: ossification; negative regulation of Wnt signaling pathway; negative regulation of BMP signaling pathway. The transcript has 2 exons.
AUAUUUUGCCUUUGCCUGGGAGUUGAGACUGUGAGAGUGCUGAAAGGCUAAUCUCUGUGCUGCCACUAUGCAGAUCUCUUGGGUUGUGUGCUCUAUCUGUGUCCUGAUCCAAAUUGCCGUCCACUCGGUAGAAGGGUGGCAAGUGUUUAAAAAUGAUGCUACAGAAAUCAUCCCUGAGCUCCCUGAAAAUACAGAAACACCAGUGGAGCAGAUUUACAGCAACAACAACACAAUGAACCAGGCAAAACAUGGGGGAAGACAGCCACAGCAGUCUCUGGAUCCGAACGAUGCCUCAGAUUUCAGCUGCAGAGAGCUGCGCUCCACCCGGUAUGUCAUUGAUGGGCCCUGCCGCAGCUUCAAGCCCAUAAAGGAGCUGGUCUGCUCAGGCCAAUGUUUCCCCUCCCACCUCCUCCCUAACUCUAUUGGUAGAGGAAAGUGGUGGCGCCAGAAUGCCCUGGAUUACCGCUGCGUUCCCGCGCACGCUCGCACUCAGCGCAUCCAACUGGCCUGCCCCCAGGAAGAGACUCGGACUUACAAAAUCCGAGCUGUCACCGCAUGUAAAUGCAAGCGCUACACUCGCUACCACAACCAGUCUGAGCUGAAGGACUUUGGUAAGGAAACCAUCAGGCCUCAGAAAAACAAGAAGCCUCGUCUCUCCAGAGCACGGGGCAGCAAAUCCAACCAGCCUGAGCUAGAAAACGCCUAUUAGAAGGUCCCUUCUGAGAGGUACUGCCCAACAGCUCUGGAUAUUUUGCAUUUCAUCAAAUGGCAGACAGACAGGCCACAGAGUAAGGUUUUGAAUGCAGUGGAAUCCCAUUGCUCCUGCAACACUAGGUCAAGAGCUCGCAUAGUCAAAGCCUAUCAGAUUCUAACAGCUGUGGUCUGAUGAAAGAGAGAAAUUGAGCUGGUGGGAGCAGCACCUAAAUUCAUUCUGAAAGGAGAGUUAGCCUGGGAAUUUGCAUGGGGUUUUGUGGUGUGCACACUAAGGAAGGCAGAGGAAGCAAAGAUAUUAUGGUAACUGUUCCAUAUAUUACACUUUGCAAAAGGUCGUUGUCCUUACUUUGUCUGAACAGAGCCUUGGAAGCCCUCUCAAAACCACUUAAGGCAGGACAAGAAUGAAAGUAGGGAAACAACAGAAGAGUCAACAAGCUUUGACUGAGUUUUAGGAAAGUAGCAAUAGCAGACUAAGGAAAUUCAAA